Molecule: messenger RNA, 1494 nt
Organism: Paramecium pentaurelia
Lineage: Eukaryota; Ciliophora; Oligohymenophorea; Peniculida; Parameciidae
Source: the annotation of a GenBank genome assembly
UAUGAAAGGAAGAACUGGAGGUUUAACAGCCAAAAUGAACAAUGUAUUAUUAAUGAUUAUUAUUUUCAUUAGUAAAACUAAAAUAGAAGAUAAUAAGAGAAUGAUCAAUUGGUACGGAAAGCAGAUUAAAAUAAAAUAUCACUUGCAGAAAUUUUUAUGGCAAAUUCUUAAUAAUUAGGAGGAUUGGAAGAUGGAAAAGUAUUAUCUGGGAAUAUUUGAUAGGUGACAAAAAUGUAUUUUCACAAAUUUUUAUUUAUGGAGUAGGUUUGUUUUGCAUUCAAUUUAAUGGGAUUAGGAAUUAGUGUUAUCUAAUAUGAUUUAGAAUAUGAAGAAUUUACUAAUGAAGAUCCUAUGAAAGAUGUAAUAUUAAAGAUAAUUCUAGAUUUCAUUAUGGUUAUUAUGGUUAGUAUUUGUAUCAUCAUGUCUAUUGGUUUUUUUAACAGUUUAUCGUUAUUAAGCCCAUAUUGAAUGGAUGAAAUCAAGAAAAUCAAUGGCUCCUGGAGAUUAAAUCUGGCAUACUGAUGAUUGGUUACCAAUGCUCAUAGAAUUAGCAGUUUAUUGUAUUGUUCCUCUACCAUUUACUAAAGGAAUUAGAGUUAACUUUUACAAUCCAAUUUAAGGGAGUGAAGCCUAUUAUCAUGUGAAUGAAAUCUUAGCUUUAAUUAUGAUUUGCAGAGUUAUUUACUUAUAUAGAACUCUCUUAACUCUUACUUUCUGGUAUAAUAACAGAACACAAAGAGUUUGUAAUUUAUAUGCUUGUGAAUCUAAUUAUAUGUUUGUGGCAAAAUCUCUAUUAAGAACAAUGCCAUACACUGCCUUAUUUAUUGCUUUAAUAUCUUUAAUAUGUAUUUUUGGAUAUGCUGUAAGAAUUUGUGAAAGACCACUCUCAAGAAAUGAUCCAACAAGCAAUAAUUUAGGAGUGUUUUAAAAUGCUUUAUGGAAUAUUAUUAUUACAAUAACCACUGUAGGUUAUGGUGAUUUCUACACUAGAACUGAUUUAGGCAGAUUUGUAAUCUUUAUAGUUUGUGUUCUUGGUAUCUUUGUAGUUUCAGUUAUGGUUGUUACUUUAAUAGAAUCUCUAAAGGUUACUUCAUUAGAAGGUCAUGCAAUUACAGUUUUAGAGAGAGUUGCUUUGAGAGAAAAACUUAAACAUGAAGCUGCUUUAGUUAUUAUACUUACUGCAAAAGCUGCUCUUGGUUAUAAGUAAAAUAUAAAUUCAAAUAUUAUUUUAGAAAUGGAACUUUGACUAGAAAAUAACAUCAUUAAUUAAUAGUUAGAUUAAAAUAAACCUUAAUUAAUUUUAAAAUGACCCAUAGAUAACAUAAAACUAAAUAAGAUGAGAAUAGUUUGAAUGAAGAAAUCACUAAUUAAUUCAGUCUCUUAAAAAAUGACUUUAAAUAAUUAAUGGAAAGAUAAUAAGUGUUGAUUUCAACCAAUAAUUUGAUCUAUUAGAAACUAGGAUUUGAUAAUAACAAAUCAAUUGUCAAUAUUUGA